AUGGGUACGAUCUCGCCGCAAAAUAAAUCAGAGCCGAGUCUCACAAUCACUGCGUCGAUUUUGCCUUCACUCGCUGAUUACAAUUCGGGGCUCGAUCGAGCCAGGUGCAACUGGGAUCAUCUCGCGGAUCUCGCCCUAGCAGAUCCUCACUUCAAUGGUUCUGAUCCCAUUGAGCUCCUCAUCGGCGCCGAUAUCUAUGGCGAGAUAUUCCUUGGCGAAAUGCGGAAGGGACCUCGCGGGCAGCCCUAUGCAUUAAAUACUAUUUUCGGAUGGGCAGUAUCCGGUCCUACGAGUGUUUCACUUCAAUCCCGCCGAACAAUCACUGUUCAACAUUGUUCGGCCUCAACGUCGCUUGCGCUCGAUCGCGAACUGAGAAGAUUUUGGGAGAUCGAGGAAGUUCCGCGACAGACUGUACUCGGCCCGGAGGAACAACGAUGCGAGGAUUACUUCAUGACCACUCAUUCGCGUUUUUCCCACGGCCGAUACAUUGUGCGCCUUCCAUUCAAACGUGAUCCUCCCAUUAAUAUCGGUCGUUCUCGCGAUACCGCUGAGCGAUGUCUAAAAAGCUUACUUCGACGCUUUGAAAUUAACGCCGAGCUAAAACAACAAUAUUUCAAUUUCAUGCGGGAAUACGAAGCUCUGGGACACAUGCGCAGAGCCUCAACUCUCUCAGAAUCCUCUCAGUGCGUGUAUAUUCCUCACCAUCCCGUCUUUCGCGACGGUAGUGCGACCACACACUUGCGCGUGGUGUUCAAUGCGUCGAGUCUAACGUCUAGCGGGAAAUCGCUUAAUGAUAAUUUGCUUCCAGGACCUAAACUACAAACGGACUUGGCGGCGGUCGUGAUGCGAUGGCGACAGUUUCGCUACGUAUACUCGGCCGAUGUCGAGAAAAUGUAUAGGCAGAUCGUCGUUGAUCUGCGUGACACAAAUUAUCAACGCAUAUUAUGGGUGGAUACCGAGACGGAGCGCGUGCAAGAAUAUAAGCUCUUGACCGUGACGUACGGCAUGGCGUCGGCGCCGUUUUUGGCGUUACGAGUCCUGCGCCAACUGGUCCGCGAUGAAGGGCAUUCCUAUCCGUUAGCCGUGUCCGUCCUGACGGAUAACAUUUAUGUUGACGACGUCUUGUUCGGCGCCGACGAUAUCCCUCUGCUUUAG
Messenger RNA from Nylanderia fulva, 1155 nucleotides. The record is from RefSeq and is a predicted model, not a curated record. NCBI's taxonomy places the organism in Eukaryota, Metazoa, Arthropoda, Insecta, Hymenoptera, Formicidae.